AUCGGUGCGCGCGUCGCAGUCACGCCCGUGUCGGUGGUCUCCCUCCCCCUCGCGAGCGAUUCAGGUCGCUUUCCGUGGUCGAACCCGGCAAAUCCCAUCGUCCCAUUCAUUCGCUCACUCAUCGACCCGCCCUCCCCCUCCGCCGCUGCCAGAUUCGCCGCGCCCCCUACCAGGCUACCACCUUUGCCACACCCUCCCAGACCUCGCAUCGCACACUGAUGCGGUGAUGCCCGCACCGUGCCAUCUCUCUCUCUUUUUUACUUCUCGGGCUUUCCUUAGUUUCCUUCGUUUUCCCACACGCCCACGCGCGGACGCCGCGUACUUAGCUAGCAAGGCUAGCUAGAAGCUCCCAUACUUGCACGUACGCUUUCCCAUUCUCUUUUGCUUAAACCGAGCUAGAGCUUUGCUAGCUCAGUUCGUCCAUGAGAGCAGCAGCGGCGGGUCGGCAGCCUCGCUUGUAGCUAGCGAUAAUGAAGGUCUACAUCACGUCGGCGGCGCCGCUGGCUGGCGAGGCAACGAAGGCGAUGGCGUCGCCGCCGUCGCCGCCGCCGCACCAGCACCAGCAAGCGGCAACAAGGCGCGGGUGCCGGUCGGCUGUCGUGACGGGGCUCCUCGCCGGCGUGCUCCUCUUCCGCGCCGCGCUCCUCACCAUCGAGGCCGGCGCAUCCCUCUGCCCUUCCACCACCGGAUGCUUGGACUGGAGGGCCGGUCUCGGGGACUGGCUGUACGGCGGCAGCGGCGACGCGAUGGAGGAAUUCAUGAAGGAGUGGAGGAGAGGUCGCAGGGAGGCCAGCCUGUUGGAUCCCGUGGUGGUGGAGGCGGCACCGGAUUCGCUGGACGGCCUCAUGGCGGAGAUGGACACCAUGCUGGCGUCCUACGAUCGGCUGGACAUGGAAGCCGUGGUGCUCAAGAUUAUGGCCAUGCUGCUGAAAAUGGAUCGGAAGGUUAAGUCGUCCAGGAUCAGAGCCCUGUUCAACCGGCACCUGGCCUCGCUGGGCAUCCCAAAGAGCAUGCACUGCCUCACACUGCGGCUUGCCGAGGAGUUCGCGGUGAACUCCGCGGCCCGCUCGCCGGUGCCGCUGCCGGAGCACGCGCCUCGCCUGGCCGACGCCUCGUACCUCCACGUCACCAUCGUGACAGACAACGUGCUCGCCGCCGCCGUCGCCGUGGCUUCCGCCGUCAGGAGCUCGGCCGAGCCAGCGAGGCUGGUGUUCCACGUCGUCACCGACAAGAAGAGCUACGUGCCGAUGCACUCGUGGUUCGCGCUGCACCCGGUUUCCCCGGCGGUGGUCGAGGUCAAGGGCCUCCACCAGUUCGACUGGCGCGACGGCGGUGCCAUCGCCUCUGUCAUGAGGACGAUCGAAGAGGUUCAGAGGAGCUCAAUGGAGUAUCACCAGUGUGACGCGUCAGUUGUCAGGGAAUACAGGAGGCUCGAAGCCUCCAAGCCAAGCACGUUCUCUCUUCUCAACUACCUCAAGAUCCACCUCCCAGAGUUCUUCCCGGAGCUCGGGAGGGUGAUACUUCUUGACGACGACGUCGUGGUGCGAAAGGACCUGACCGGGCUGUGGGAGCAGCACCUCGGCGAGAACAUCAUAGGCGCCGUCGGCGGGCACAACCCCGGCGAAGACGGGGUCGUCUGCAUCGAGAAGACGCUCGGUGAUCACCUGAAUUUCACUGACCCCGAAGUGUCAAACGUACUCGAAAGUGCGAGAUGCGCGUGGUCGUGGGGUGUCAACGUCGUCAACCUCGACGCAUGGCGAAGAACAAAUGUCACCGACACGUACCAGCUCUGGCUAGAGAAGAACCGGGAGUCGGGAUUCAGGCUGUGGAAGAUGGGCUCGCUGCCGCCGGCGCUGAUAGCGUUCGACGGCCGGGUGCAGGCGGUGGAGCCGCGGUGGCAUCUGCGGGGCCUCGGCUGGCACACGCCGGACGGCGAGCAGCUGCAGCGCUCAGCCGUGCUGCAUUUCAGCGGGCCGAGGAAGCCCUGGCUGGAGGUCGCGUUCCCGGAGCUCCGGGAACUAUGGCUCGGCCACCUCAACAGAUCAGACAGCUUUCUACAAGGAUGCGGCGUAGUCGAGUAACACAGUAAACGACACAGCAGCAAUUGAGCUGGGAAAGAGUAUAUAAGUAUAGACGAUUUGGUUCGAGAUCUCCAUGUGGCGCAGAGCUGGGUUCAUGUCUUCAUGAGGAGAGGGAAGUAGGUGCUGCCUUCAGUCUCUCCUCGCUCUGGCUCUACGUGCAACAUGUUCAGUGACACAGUGUAGAAUUGUAUAGUGACGAUGUAUAUAAGGGCUGUUAUCUAUUUCUUGGUUAUAGAACUAAAUGAAAAACUAGAUGCAACCACACGCAUUUAUAGAA
Messenger RNA from Oryza sativa Japonica Group (Japanese rice), 2358 nucleotides. Its product is annotated as probable galacturonosyltransferase 15. The record is from RefSeq and is a predicted model, not a curated record. Lineage: Eukaryota; Viridiplantae; Streptophyta; Magnoliopsida; Poales; Poaceae. Gene Ontology annotation, molecular function: polygalacturonate 4-alpha-galacturonosyltransferase activity.